ACAGUGUUAAAUCUAAUUACAAUUCAAAAUGCGUUUGCAUCUCUAGAAAAAACGUCGCGUCAGCUUCAAAAAGUUGGGCAAGAUUCAAGAUUGAAAACUGAAGAAUUUCUUAUUAGUGAAAAAUAGUUUAUGACAGUUUAAUGAUCAUAAACUAUCAAGUGUAGUGUUACAAGAUGGAACUUCCAGACUGUCCGCCAGGUGCAGAAGGAUACCAGGACUCUGUUGUUGAAGUAGCCAAGAAACCUGAAAUAGAUGAUAAAUGCACCAAGGCUGAGCAAGAGUUUCAAGAUCAUCUCAACAGUUUGAAGAUCGAAGUAGAAAAUGGAACUAAGCAGUGCAUGGUCCAACGACGUGGUCGCGAUAUCUCCGGCAAGUGGAUAUAUUUGUGUUUUCCUUGCGCCGUCAUCUGCAGCGGCGAGCCCGUGUUGCAGACUCAUUUAUCGGGAAAGAAACACAAAAAUAAGUUGAUCAAUCAAACUAGGCCAUGGCCUUUAAGCAUAUUUACCGAGCAUCCUUAUGUUCGAAACGAGAAUGGCACUGGCAAGCAACAUGCAGUGAGCGAAGAAGUGAUUCAGAAAUUAUCGGAUGAAGUAGACUACCACAACAGGAAAUUGUCCGACUUAGACAUUAAAUACGAGAAGUACCGCAACGUGCAAUGUCAUAUACAGGAUAAUCUUGAUUCCAUAAAGGUGCCGUUGUUGGGCGUGGAGUACCUCGUGGAGCACCCCCCUGAGGAAGUACACCAUGAGCCGUCCUACAUAUGCACACUGUGCUCCAAGCAGGGCCACCCGCGAACUAUCGUCAACCAUCUUACCUGCUACAGUCACCGGUUCAACUACAUCUCGCUGCAUUUCCCCAAAGCGCAUUUGCUACUGGUGCGAUUCCGCGGACAGACGGACUACCGCGAGGCUGUCUCUGUCAUACUCCACCGGCUGUCGCUCUGUAUCCAAGACAAAUACGGUAGAUUGAAGCCUGUCCACAUCGAUAAGCAGGAGUACGAGAAAGAAAAAGACCUUAUACAUCAAUGGAUAUUUAAAGGAGAACACAUCACUGAGAAACCUGGAUGCACAUUUGAGGAGGUGGUAGACACUGAUCUGAUACAUUCAAUUGCUCAAGGACAAUCAACUAGAAAUGACAGGGUUUUUGACAAGAGGGAUCCUUCACCGCCCGUGGUUGCAGCUCCGACAAAACCCAAUUAUCGCGGAAGAAAGGUGGCAACACAGCAAGGUAACAGCGAUCUCUCGCUAUCGGACAUCAGUCCACCGAACGAAGAACGGACUUUUCGCAGAGACAAUAACGAUGUCUACGAAAAGAAACGUUACGAACCGUAUCCAGAUAGACGCCGCGACAGGCCGUCCCACUCGCGAGGGUUUUCACCCACGUGUGGGGAGAAAAAGCCAAGACCAUCUAAUUAUGAACAUAAAGUAAAAAUAACGGUGCAAAUGUGUGAGAAAGUUGAAGAAUCCGCAAAGAAAAUACUUGUGUACCACGAGAAAAACCCAGAGAAACAUCCACUCUAUCCUGAGGAAUGGAAGAAAUUCUGGAACAAGCGCUACAAGGAGAUACAGGCAGAGGGCAAAGACCCGUCCAAACAUGAUUUUAAACCGGAAUGGAUAUUGUACUGGACGAAUCGUAUGAAGGAGUUGCAUGAUGAAGAGGUUAAAUUGCAAGUAAACGAGUUAUAUCGUAGAAUGUGUUUGACACCGCCGGGCUUUUCACGCAAGUCCCCUGAGUCUCAAAAGCUGCAAGACAAUAGGAGGUCUCCAGACUUCAGAGGGAAAUCACCCGAUCUAAGAAGGAAGUUGCCUGAUCUUAGAAGAAAGUCACCUGAUCCUAGAAGGAAGUCACCUGAAUUUAGAAGAAAGUCACCGAUUCCUAGAAGGAGGACACCAGACCGUAGAAGGAGAUCGCCGGACCCAAGGCCUUAUGAUCCUCGGCGUAGGUCGCCUGAGACGAGAAGACGUACGCCGGAUUAUCGUCGAGAACUUAGAUCCCCGGAUGGACGUCGACCGCCGCCGAGGCGGACUCCGGAGCGGCGACGCUCGCCGCACGCCCGCAGUCCCGUCCACAGAGGGCGGAGCCCCGCGCGGAUGCACAUGCGGCCGGAGCCGCGCCGCAGCCGCAGCCCGCUGUCACGGCGCGACGCGGUGGUGCCGCUCCGCAAUCGCAGCCCCGUCUCCCGACAGCCGCAGUCCGAACAUGAACGCAAACAUUCCAGAGGGCGCAGCCCCGCGCGAACGCACAUCCGACUGGAGUCGACGCGCCGCAGCCGCAGCCCGCUGUCGCGGCGAGACGACGUGCAGCCGCUCAGGAACCGCAGCCCCGCCGCGCGGCCACACCUCGCGCCCUCCAUGCAGACCGUGCUCGUGUCCGACGACGAGCUCAGGCCAGAUGACGGUAUAUCGCCGUGGAAUUCAGACAACGAUAUAGAAUCGCUGGGGUCGGUCUCUGAAGUACGGUCGGUGCGACGUCGUUCUCGCGACGGCAGCGAAAUAUCGCGGGGGUCGCGCUCGCGGCACUCGGCGCACUCGGUCGCCACCGGCGGCGCGCGGCACGACCUCGGGCCCGUCGAGAACGUGGUCGCCACGCUGCGGCUACUUGUCGCCCUCGAAGACUACCUCGGCAGUCUCGGGCCCAAGAUACUCGACUUACUUACCGAUGCACUCAAAAUGGAAAAGGAGAAGGCGAACUCGUCGGAGGAUCUGCUGGACCGCGAAUCGGCCGUGGUGCUAAUAGAGACGGCGAAGGAGAAGCUGAAGGGCGCGUCGCAGGCCGGCCUGGUGGCGGCGGCUGCGGCCGGCGCGGUCCGCGCGGCCAUCGUGCGCGCCGCCGCCACGCUGCACGUCGCGGACAAGCGCGCGCGGCGCCGGGACCAGAAAAAACCUGAGGUCAAAGCCCCUGAAGCAGUUCCAGUAGCCGGUAUUGGCGAAGUGAACCGUGAAGAAAUAGCUCAGCAGAUGGCCGCCGCGCUCAUUGCCCAGGGCAAAACCGAUGUCUCCUCAGAAGAGCUGGCUCAACUGGUAGAUGCUGUAGUAGGCAUGGCUGAAGCGAAGAAGAGAGAAUCCAAUAAGAACUUUGAACAAACAAAUAUAUCUGCAAAACCUAAAUAUUCCUCGUCCUUGCAGAGUGGAACUGCUUCCGCUUUACAAAUGUUACAGUCGGCAUACGACGAGAAUGAUAAAAAGACCGAGAAAGAGGACGUACCAGACGCUAUGGAUGGUCUAUCCGAUUCUGAUCUCGAAACACUGCUCAAAAACUUUAACGAUCUCUCGGCGGAAGAACAACACAGCCUCAUAGCUUACUUGAAGAAGUUGGAAGCUCGGGAGCCACAACGCGUGGAGAGACUGCGGCAGUACGUCAGCGCGGCCGCGGCCGUCGAUACUGUGGAGGGCGUUACACACAAACAGAACGACGACAAGCUCGUCACUAUAGAGAGUGAUGACGAUGAUUAUACAGUUGAAGAGGUAUUUCAGUCGGCGACUCAAAAAGUAAAGGAAGAUCAAAUACGUCAAGAGAUGGAAAUAGUGAAAAAAUCUAUUGAGGAAUCAAAAGAACCAAUUCAGGAGAAACCUUCAACCACCCCAGUCGCAGUUGUGGAUCUUACGAAGAACAUAUCUUCUGCCACGGAUCUCUUAGCAUUAGUCCAGGCGAGUAUACAAUCAACCACUACACAGGUACCGGCGGUUACAUCCCAAGUUGCUGAUGUAGUGGCUAGUAGUCAGCAACCUAGGUCAUUUGGCGACUUGCCUGAACCACCUUUAGUAUCUUUAGAAUCUAUUGCAAGCAAUCCAGAGACACCUUCGCAAAACAGUGUUGCGAAACCGCUGCCAAGCUUAUUACUUAAUUUUAUGAAUGCUUCUACCACAAAUGUACCCCAGAAUGAUUCAUGGAAUAAUGCGUCCAUGCAAGUUGGCAGAGAUUCUACGAUUCAAGAUAGGGGUCCUAUGGGUCAAAUUAAUAGAGGACCCUUGUUCCAAGAUAAUCGAGGACCAAUGACACAGGAGAGUAGAGGUCCUAUGGUGCAGGAGAGUAGAGGUCUUAUGGCGCAGGAGAGUAGAGGUCCUAUGGUGAUGGAUAACAGAGGUCCUAUGAUGCAAGAUAAUAGAGGUCCUAUGAUGCAAGAUAAUAGAGAUUCUAUGAUGCAGGACAAUCGAGGACCUACAAUGCAAGAUAAAAGAGGUCCUAUAAUGCAAGAUAACAGAGGACCUAUGAUGCAAGAUAAUAGAGGACCGUCAAUGCAAAGUAAUAGGGGUCCUAUGAUACAAGAUAAUAGAGGUCCAAUGAUGCAAGAUAAUCGAGGACCUAUGAUGCAAGAUAAUAGAGGAUCUAUGAUGCAAGAUAGUAGAGGACCAACGAUGCAAAGUAAUAGGGGUCCUAUGAUGCAAGAUAAUAGAGGUCCUAUGUUCCAAAGCAAUAGAGAUCCUAUGAUGCAAGAUAAUAGAGGGCCCCAAAUGAGAGGCACUGGAUAUGGUAACUUUGAUUCAGAGUCUGAUUUCAAUCAAGGGCUCCCUAGAGGUAAUUUUAAUAACAUGCAAAAUAAUUACGACAAACAGUUUGGUGAACAGAAAAACUUUAGAGGCAGAGGAGGCGGUCGAGGCCCUAGGAGAGGCCGCGGCAGGGGAUACUAUUAAUUUGGUAUAUGUAACAUAAUAAAGUGAAAUAUGUUUAUGUAGUGUUUUAAGAAACUCAAUAAUCUAGUUAUUGUAACAACAUUUUAGAUUUAUUAUGAAAUA
Achroia grisella is the source of this 4733-nucleotide messenger RNA. RefSeq lists its product as uncharacterized. Lineage: Eukaryota; Metazoa; Arthropoda; Insecta; Lepidoptera; Pyralidae. The record is from RefSeq and is a predicted model, not a curated record. The transcript has 22 exons. Bases 174 to 4631 code for a protein of 1485 amino acids.